AUGCAGAGGCCAUUGCUUUGUGCUGGUCUGGUAUCAAACAGGAUGCCCAGAAACAGAAAGUAUCAUCAUCAUCAUCAUCAUCCUCUUCCAUACAGCAUUAAUGCAGCAGAUGAUGAGUACAUAGACAUAGAACUGGGCAACUCUUUUUCCCCAGAAAGCAGAAGCUUUGAGUUCCAAAUGUGUCCUGUUUUUGGUGAUGAAGAACACCACACUGCAAUAUUCCCAGCAGCAGAUGAUCUCUUCUACAAGGGGAAACUCCUCCCUCUUCUCCUCCCCCCAACCCUGCAAACACUCCACCCCUCUGUUGAGGAAGAUGACUUCAUCAUCAUGGACUUCGCAUCUUCCACCAAUACUCCAUUAAAGCCCUGCAGGCUGAGCUUUGAGCUCAGCAACAAUGGCGCCUUCUUCGAAAGCUCCACUCUCAUCACCAACAAGCAUCCCCCAGGGAAAUUCUGGUCCAAUAAGCUCAGAUUGAUCAAGAAAUGUUUGAUCAGUAAAAAGCUAAAGGCUCCCAGGGCUUACCUGAGAUCAUUGUUCAGAAGAGAGGCUUCUUCUUCUUCUGAAAAGGCUGCAGGCUAUAAUAACCCACCUGGGACUGAUCAUAAACAGUCCCCAAAUGGCAAGAAAACUCCAUUUCCAAGCAUGGGAAGGUGGAGGCACCCAAUCAAGAAAAUGAACAAAGCGGGGAUUAUUGAGGAUAAUAAAGUGAUGGGUAAUCACAGAAGGUCAUUCUCAUUCUCAUUCUCAACAGCAGCAGAAUUGAAACGGCGUCGUUCCCCGAUAAAAUGCUGGGCUCCUCCAUCUUCAUCUGCUGUUUCCUCUUCCUCUUUCUCCUCCUCCUCCUCCUCCUCCAUUUCUUUCAGCUCAAGUGACUUCUAUGAGCUCAACUUCCACACCAGAAGCUUCAGUUUAACCAGCUCAUCAGACUUUGAAAGCUCCAUUGAGGCAGCCAUUACUCAUUGCAAACAGAACUCAAGAGCUUCCCAAUCCAAGAAAAACAUUGAUUGA
Messenger RNA from Ipomoea nil (Japanese morning glory), 1008 nucleotides. Its product is annotated as probable membrane-associated kinase regulator 4. Gene Ontology annotation, cellular component: plasma membrane. The transcript has a single exon. The coding region runs from base 1 to 1008 and encodes 335 amino acids. Gene Ontology annotation, molecular function: kinase inhibitor activity. NCBI's taxonomy places the organism in Eukaryota, Viridiplantae, Streptophyta, Magnoliopsida, Solanales, Convolvulaceae. The record is from RefSeq and is a predicted model, not a curated record.